Messenger RNA from Talpa occidentalis (Iberian mole), 4787 nucleotides. It is a transcript of the gene MTM1, whose product is annotated as myotubularin 1. NCBI's taxonomy places the organism in Eukaryota, Metazoa, Chordata, Mammalia, Eulipotyphla, Talpidae. Bases 1432 to 3051 code for a protein of 539 amino acids. Gene Ontology annotation, cellular component: plasma membrane. Gene Ontology annotation, molecular function: phosphatidylinositol-3,5-bisphosphate 3-phosphatase activity. The transcript is spliced from 12 exons. Gene Ontology annotation, biological process: dephosphorylation; negative regulation of autophagosome assembly; muscle cell cellular homeostasis. The record is from RefSeq and is a predicted model, not a curated record.
CGUCUGCAGAGGCCGAAAUGGUCUUGGCUGUAAUGACAGCUGGCACCUGUGACCCGCGCCACGCCAGGGGCCGGGGCCAAAGCCUGUGAUUUCUGGCCACCCCUACUUUACAGGGUCAUGUGGCUCAGACAUACAAUGGCUGCCAAGGCCAUCCAGGUACUAACUGUCACGGGGCCGCUCCGAGCCAGCAUGCUCUGACUCUGGGGCUUGUGUUCUUUUCUCUACACCUUGAUGGCCACCCUCUUAGACUUUUAAUCUGGGAAUUGUGACCUCUCAAGAACUGAGAAAAUGCUGCAGGGAGGUCGAGCUUCUCCAGUAACUGCCCAUUUUGUCAAAACCGGAAAGUUGGUUAGCACAAAGAGUUAACUAAGGCUCUGAGCACACUUGAAAUUUGCCAGGUUUUCCUCUGCUUGUUUUUCCAUGUUACACACACAGGUCUGUGACGGUCGGCCCCUGGUAUAUUCCUGUAACUGCCACCAACAGUCAAAACACACAGCCACCCUGCCGCUGCCAACAACUCUCCCACGGCACCCCUAGUCGCCCAGCCCCCUUCCCCUCACCCUCCUUGAAGCCACUUCUCUGGUCUCCUUUACGGUUUGUCAUUUCCAGAAUGUUGCGAAUGGAUCAUAGAGUACAUGCCCUUUGGAGACUGGCUUGUCCACUCGGCACAAUGCCCUUGGGACGCUUCCGGGCGGCGCAUGGCCCCUCUUUCGCGUGUGCCUCUGAGCAGCGUUCCAAUCCUGCCCCCUCCAGCCAUAGACUCCUUGAAUUUCUGUGUAACUCAUGCUAUAUUCGUAUUUUACAAAGAAAUGCUUGGUUUUUUUUAAUUGCAUUUUAAGGUAAAACCGUUUUAUUUACAUCUCCCCCCCUCCAAGGGCAUAUUGUCAAUGAACAAAAAAUUCACUGAACAUCUUUCACAUUUUUUCUUUAUUUUCGAAGUCGCUUAACACAGCGUUUAAAGAAAAGUCUGGAUUAAGCAGCCAGCGUGGCCUCUCCCGUUCUGCCCCGCGACCCGUCUUUCCCUGGUAGCCGGUGGCGGUGUGUUUCGCGUGCUGCCUUUUUCCUUUUCUCCACUUCAACUUAUUUUUCCAUGUGCCGUAAUUAUUCUAAUAGCUGUAUGCUUAGUCCAUUGAGUUGACUAAGUGGAAUUUUCUCCACCCUGCUGUCCACCUCGGGCUCCAGUGAGCAUCUGCAGGCGUGUGGCUUUUUCUCCCGAUGAACGACAGCUGUAAAAUCCGCGCUUAAGAGUGAAAUUACAGCACAAGAAGCAGGGCUGUUUUUUAUGGCCCUUUAAUGUGUGCCCCCAGGCCUCGCUUUGCAUCUCCAUCUUUCCAGGAUUUACUAAGCAAGCUGCCAGUGCUUUUUAUAGCCCUGAGGCCACGUGUGGAGAUGGAGCGAUUCACUUACACAAAGGUCGUGGGGUAAAGUGAAAUGACGCAUUCAGAGCCCCUCUCGCAGUACCUGGCACAGGAUUCUACUCUGAUACUUGAUGUUCCUCUGGGUGUGAUCUCAAGAAUUGAAAAAAUGGGAGGCGCAACGAGUAGAGGAGAGAACUCCUAUGGGCUAGAUAUUACCUGUAAAGACAUGAGGAACUUGAGGUUCGCGUUGAAGCAGGAAGGCCACAGCAGAAGGGACAUGUUUGAGAUCCUCACCAAAUACGCCUUUCCCCUGGCCCACAGUCUGCCAAUAUUUGCAUUUUUAAAUGAAGAAAAGUUUAACGUGGAUGGAUGGACAGUUUAUGACCCAGUUGAAGAAUACAGAAGGCAGGGCUUGCCCAACCACCACUGGAGAAUAACUUUCAUCAAUAAGCGCUAUGAGCUUUGCGACACGUACCCCGCGCUGCUGGUGGUCCCCUACCAGGCCUCGGAUGACGACCUCAAGAGAGUGGCUGCUUUCAGAUCCCGAAAUCGAAUUCCAGUGCUCUCGUGGAUUCACCCGGAAAACAAGACGGUCAUCGUGCGCUGCAGUCAGCCCCUCGUGGGGAUGAGUGGGAAACGAAAUAAAGAUGACGAGAAGUAUCUUGACGUCAUCAGGGAGACUAACAGACAAGUCUCUAAACUCACCAUCUAUGACGCAAGACCCAAUGUGAACGCGGUGGCCAACAAGGCAACAGGAGGAGGAUAUGAAAGUGAUGAUGCAUAUCAUAACGCCGAACUUUUCUUCUUAGACAUUCAUAACAUUCAUGUCAUGCGGGAAUCUUUAAAAAAAGUGAAAGACAUUGUUUACCCUAAUGUGGAAGAAUCUCACUGGUUGUCCAGUUUGGAGUCUACUCAUUGGUUAGAACACAUCAAGCUUGUGUUGACGGGUGCCAUUCAAGUAGCCGACAGAGUCUCUUCAGGGAAGAGCUCGGUGGUGGUGCACUGCAGCGACGGCUGGGACCGCACGGCCCAGCUGACGUCCCUGGCCAUGCUCAUGCUGGACAGCUUCUAUCGGAGUAUUGAAGGCUUUGAAAUCUUGGUACAGAAAGAAUGGAUAAGUUUUGGACAUAAAUUUGCAUCUAGAAUAGGUCACGGCGAUAAGAACCAUGCCGACGCUGACCGCUCCCCCAUUUUUCUCCAGUUUAUUGACUGUGUAUGGCAGAUGUCAAAGCAGUUCCCCACAGCGUUUGAAUUCAAUGAACGGUUUCUGAUCACAAUUCUGGAUCAUCUGUACAGUUGCCGGUUUGGUACUUUCUUGUACAACUGUGAGUCCACUCGAGUAAAGCAGAAUGUUCCAGAAAGAACCGUUUCCUUAUGGUCGCUGAUAAACAGCAACAAAGAAAAAUUCAAAAAUCCCUUCUAUACUAAAGAAAUCAAUCGAGUUUUAUAUCCAGUUGCCAGCAUGCGUCACUUGGAGCUCUGGGUGAAUUACUACAUUAGAUGGAAUCCCAGAAUCAAGCAACAGCAGCCCAACCCUGUGGAGCAGCGCUAUGUGGAGCUCCUGGCCCUGCGAGACGAGUACCUGAGGCGGCUGGAGGAACUGCAGCUGGCCAACUCCACCAGGCUCCCCGAACCCCCCACAUCGCCUUCCAGUCCUUCCCAAAUGAUGCCCCAUGUGCAGACCCACUUCUGAGAGGGGCCUGGCCCAGCGAGGAGCUGGGUGUCCAGUGAGGCAGGCACCUGCAUUUGGCCCUGUGCACAGAGUAGAUGACCUGACUGGCCUCCAUGUAGAACUUGAACUAACAUGCUCUUAAACUCUUGAAUAUGUGCCUUCUAGAAUACAUAUUACAAGAAAACGGCCGUGUCUGCAUGGCUGUCAGAAGACAGGAGCCAAGAUGGGGUUUUAGAAAAUCCUGACACGUUUCAAAGGCAGUUUUUUGAAAAACAAAAGUUCAAAUUUCAUUUACCUCUUUAGAAAUAUGAGGUAUGCAGUGUGUGGUUUGUGGGCUGAAUUGGCAUGAUGUUAUUUUAAACGAACGGGGCAAAAUCUGUGUUUGUGAAAUGGAUUUUCCUCAAGCUGCUCCUAAUAGUUGCUUUGCAUUGAUAGAAAGUGAAGCCUGAUGUGAAAGACCUGUUGACUCUGCCAAAACCAAACUGCGCCCAGCUUCCCAGGCAUUCUCCAAAGCAAGGUGUCGAAGCAAUCGCCAAGCUUGUCACUACCUUAAAUCUAAAAUAAGCGACUGAAAGAGAAAGGGCUGUGCAGACGAGCUUUCCAUUGUUGUGAGAAUUUCGAUUAUGAAGUAUUGUCCCUUAUUUUCAAGAGAAGCAUAUUUUUAUAUUAAAAAAAAAAAAAAGAUGGGGCCCAGUUAAAUAGGAUUUGGCUUUCUUUUAACUUCGCCAGUUGCAUUUUCUUAGUGCUUCCCCUGCCACCAUAGUCCUGGUGGGGGUCGCCCCUCGUGCAGCACCAGCCUGUGUCAGGCGCAUCAGGCAACAUUCUCUGCACAGGUGACAUCCCCCCAAAUUGCUCUGGUCAAAGCAGCUUCUCUGCCGUGGAGGGCGGACCUGUAGGACGUGCGCUGUGGACCCAGCGUCUGGGCUGGAAACGAGCCCUAGGUGUCCGCUUGGGGAGCGUGUUCUUGGAAGUGUCGUGUUUUUUGCGUUUCACUCUAAGCGGUGUUGGGUGCCCCCUCCAGAUGUGCUUAAAAACUGGUUCUAUAAAUUUUUACUUGAAGUACCCGGCAGUUUGCUUUUUCAUGUUUUGUUGUUUGUUUGUUUGUUUGUUUUGUAGUAGUAAAUAAAACUCCAGAUGCACAGUUCUAUUUGAUAUCUGAACUAAUUCAUUUAGUAAGUAUAUUUGUAAAAGUUAAGGCUAGAGUUAAAACCACAUGUUUUACAAUGAUUUGUAAAGGACUAUUUAUAGUUAAUAUGGUUAUGUUUUCAAUGAAUUAAGAGAGAUUAAAUAUAUCUUUGUAAAUUAUUUUAUGUCAUAGCUUAAAUGACCUACCAAAUAAGACAUCUCAAAUAUAGUAGUAUAAUGUAUGAAUUUUGUAUGUAUAAGAAAUUUUAUUAGCUAUUCUCUUGCUUUUUGUAAACGCUGUAAAUAUUUCAUAAAUUAACAGUGUCACUCCAUAAGAAGAAAAAAGGCGAAUACUAAUAGUUUAAAGGAUUUUGUGAAAUGCCAUGAAAAAGUUUCCCUGGCAAUAAUGACUAAGACCUGCUGUAAUAAAUACCUGAACUAAACACAGCACUCUCUUCCCAGGGUGUGGCUGCGUCUGUCUCACAUGCAUGACGCCAUCUUACCUUUCCUAGGUUGACUUCCUGUGCUCUCUCUCUCCCCAGCAUGCUGGUAGGUGUCCGAAUGCGCCGAUGAUGACGUGCAGUGACAUGCAGGGCAGAAUUUACCAGUCCCAACUGUCUUUAUUAAAAAAG